AGUAGUAACCAUGGCUAAGUUUGCUUCCAACAUCGCCCUCCUUCUCGCUGCUCUUGUUCUUUUUGUUGCCUUUGAAGCACCAACAAUGAUGGAAGCACAGAAGCUGUGCGAAAAGCCAAGUCGGACAUGGUCAUCAGGAAAUUGUCGAGACAGUAGAGCGUGCAAGAAUCAGUGCAUUAACUUUGAGAAAGCACGACAUGGAUUUUGCCACGUUGCUUUCCCGGUUAACAAGUGUCUAUGCUACUUCCCUUGUUAAUCUAUACUUAAACUCUUUGAUAACCUGCGGUCGUAGGUAGAAGCUUCACAAAAUCGGUUGAUCAGGUCAUUCUUAAUUUAACUACAAUGAACUUUAUGUCUCGCGCUCAAGGUGGUACUGAGAUUUUAGAGGCAUAUGAUGAUUUCUAUGUAAAAAUUUGUUUGAAGACUUAAAUAGAAUUUUUAAGAAGUUAUACUCAUAUAAUUUUCUUUAAAAUUUUUAAAUAUUUGAGACGAAUGUUUCACUAGGUAUGCUCCAGGGCCGGUCAUACUCGUGCUGGGACUCUUAGUUCUGCAACUAGCUGUUGGUAUAUAGCUAUUAUUAUCCAAUUAUUUUGAAUAUUUGUACUCCAUACCUAUAACAUUUACUAUAUUUGCACUUCAUACCCAAUUUCCCCCCAAUUUUUUUCCCUCCAUCUUCAUUAUUUCCCUAUAAUUUUAGACAUUUUCUUAAUUACUACAUUCUUCUUGUAUUUUCAGCCAAUUCACCCUUAUUUUGAAUAUUUUCCUUUUAGAGUCAGAUUUCUCUUCUCG
Messenger RNA from Eruca vesicaria subsp. sativa (arugula), 789 nucleotides. NCBI's taxonomy places the organism in Eukaryota, Viridiplantae, Streptophyta, Magnoliopsida, Brassicales, Brassicaceae. The record is from the annotation of a GenBank genome assembly.